Benincasa hispida (wax gourd) is the source of this 315-nucleotide messenger RNA. The record is from RefSeq and is a predicted model, not a curated record. NCBI's taxonomy places the organism in Eukaryota, Viridiplantae, Streptophyta, Magnoliopsida, Cucurbitales, Cucurbitaceae.
AUGAGUUCAACAUUUCCUUGUGGUUGUUCCAAAAAGUGGAUUAAAAUCACUGAUCUUGAGACUCCUUGUGUUGAAGACAAUGCAAAAUUUGCCAUAGAAGAGUUCAACAUUAAACAUAAUGGGAGCUUGAGAUACAAGAAGGUUAUUGAAGGUUGGUGUAAGGAGUUGGAUGAAAGCCACAUAAGGUAUCGUCUCCUUGUUCAAGCGAACGAUUGUCUUAGACGUCUACUCGAAUUUGAGGCUAUUGUGUUCGCACACUAUUCUGAAAAUGGAGAGACUACUAGGAUUCUUGAAUCUUUUGAGCAACGUUUCUAA